CUGCUUUUCUUAUGUACUAGAUCUCAGUACUUUUCCCUCCUCUGCCGUAUGAAAGCUAGUUUGUCCGUUCGGCUUCCGUACAAUGACAAAGGAGAAGUCGGAAGCUCGUCUGACAAUGAGGUUUUCGGGGCGUGUCAGCUAACCUGUAAAUAAUAAAAACUGAGGCUUCAAACACAAGUGUUCCUGCGACGGAAAGACCCUUGAACACUUGAAGUCCAUCAGAAGAUUGUCUGUCAACACCAUGGCAUCACCAUCACCAAACCCUCUAUCCAAGGCCAACACCAACUUUGCUCUGGCUUUGCUCAAAAAGUUAGGCGAUAAUGACAAUACCACGAAUGUCUUCUACUCCCCUUUUAGCAUCUCCUCAGCCCUAGCUAUGGUGAUGAUGGGGUCUAGGGGCAACACAUCCACACAGAUGUCAGAGUGCCUGAAAACCAAAUGCUUGCAGGAUGAGGUCCAUACGAGCUUCGCCAAACUGCUGUCAGAACUGAACAAGGCAGACGCUCCCUUUGCCCUCAAUGUCGCCAACAGGCUGUUCGGGGAACAGUCUUACCAGUUUGUUGAGGAUUUCUUGGGGAAAACCGAGAAGCACUACAGUGCAAAGCUGGAGUCUAUGGACUUUGUAAACAGCUCAGAAGCGGCGAGAGUCCACAUCAACAACUGGGUGGAGCAGGAGACACAAGGUAAAAUUAAGGAUGUGUUGGCCAAGGAUGUGGUGGACACAAUGACCAGGCUGGUGCUGGUCAACGCCAUCUACUUCAAAGGAAACUGGGACAAACAGUUCAAGGAGGAUUCUACUGUUGAUGCUCCGUUUAGAAUGAACAAGAAAGACACCAAACAAGUGAAGAUGAUGAACCUAAAAGCAAAGUUCCCUUUCACCUACAUCCCUGCAGCCGGCUGCCAGAUCCUUGAGAUGCCUUACAAAGGAAAGAGCCUCAGCAUGCUCAUCUUUUUGCCCAUGGAGAUUGAGGACAGUACAACAGGUCUGGAGAAGCUGGAGAAACAGCUGACUUAUGAGAACUUUACAGAGUGGACUUGUCCAAGUAUGAUGGAUACAGUUGAGGUCAGGGUGAUGCUGCCUCGGUUUAAGAUGGAGGAGUUUUAUGAUCUGAAAAAUGUCCUGGUCAGCAUGGGCAUGGCAGAUGCCUUCGACAAGGCAAAGAGUGACUUCUCAGGCAUGUCCCCUGAAAACGACCUGGUUCUGUCAAAGGUCGUCCACAAGGCUUUUGUGGAGGUCAACGAGGAGGGAACUGAGGCUGCUGCCGCAACUGCUGCAAUCAUGAUGAUGCGAUGUUUGCCGAUGAUAGAGAAAUUCAAUGCAGACCACCCCUUCCUCUUUUUCAUCCGACACAACCCUUCCAUGAACAUCCUCUUUGCUGGCAGAUACUGCUCCCCUGAGUGAGCGCUACAUCGUUAAGAGCAGUGGUUCUUAACCAAAGGGGGUUUACAAUACAUUGCAACAGUAUCACAUUUCUCUUGUAUAACUAGAACAUAAUUUGAAAAGCACUUCAAGAGUUUCCUUUAGCUAUUUACAAUCAAGUUCCCCUCCCAUGUUUGAAAAAUGUAGGAUGAUGAGUAAAAUGUUGGAUUUUAUGAGUGAAUGAAAGAUUCUGUGUUCAUCCUGAAUAUUCGGUUUGGCACUUUUUGUAUUUUGCACCUAAUCUCUUCAGCCUUAAGACCUUGCUUACUUUAUGUCUGUGAUGGAAGUAUGGCUGCAGCCUUACACCCUACCCUAUUUCAUAUAUACCAAUCACGUCUGAAGUCUAUAUCAUCUAUCACCCUUUGCAAGAAUUGCCUUUAUCACAAUUAUCUAUGUUGUUUGUUUUGUAUCUGCUAUAUGAAAGAUCUAUAGCUCUAUAAAACAUGCAAUUUCCGCAUUUUCGAUAUGUUCAGUUAACCAAAGAAAAUAAUGAGAUUACAGCACUUUGUCGGAUAGAUACCUUUGCAGAUUAUACAUAUAUUCUAUAAAAAGCAAAAGCUUACAUGAGGGUUUGAACUGUGGUGGAAUCCAGCUCAUUAUGUUUUGCCAAAGAAAUAAAAGUGUGCUGUUUCCAAA
Molecule: messenger RNA, 2056 nt
Organism: Eleginops maclovinus (Patagonian blennie)
Lineage: Eukaryota; Metazoa; Chordata; Actinopteri; Perciformes; Eleginopidae
Product: leukocyte elastase inhibitor-like
Exons: 9
Coding region: 242-1402 (386 amino acids)
Molecular function (GO): serine-type endopeptidase inhibitor activity
Source: RefSeq, a predicted model, not a curated record